Striga asiatica is the source of this 6719-nucleotide messenger RNA. NCBI's taxonomy places the organism in Eukaryota, Viridiplantae, Streptophyta, Magnoliopsida, Lamiales, Orobanchaceae. The record is from the annotation of a GenBank genome assembly.
CCACUUCACGAUUGUAUUUUGCAGUUUCGCCGCCAUACGAGGGUCGUUUCAUCUACACUGCAGCAUAACAAAACCAUAUUGCUCGAACUCCACACCGAAUUCGGGAGCUUCUUAAUGGAGGCGGGCACUUUAAUUGACCGGCCGCAAAACAAGCCGCGCCGACAGACAAUCCCAGGUAGAAAGAAACGAAAGCAAAGGAGCUCAGGUACCAUUGAAGAAGCCGGACAGUGCUCCAAAGCUCCUCGUUUGGAUCUAGAGAGCGACAAAGGUCUGCCAUGGAAGAAUUUGGAGUUGAUUUUUCUAUUACAGGAAAAGGACACCAGCCUUCUGAAGAAGGUCGAUUUGGCGUUUGAUUAUGUGAAUUCAAGCAGCACAAAAGCUUUGGAUGAUAUUGGUCAGUGCUUGCAGGUAAUGGACACUUCAAGGACAACAGUUUUUGUCAACAAAUGGGUUCAAUCGGUUCUCAUUUCUUCAUCAAAGAAAGUGAGGCUUGAAGAAAACGAUCCUGGUUUCGAAACUUCUGGAUCAUUUUUGGACUACAGAUGCUGGAAGAUUUUACAUUUCUGCUUGGAGGAGUCAAAAAACUUUGGCGUACCUUUGACAUGUUCUAAGGACUUCUUACGGGUGAUUCAUUCUAUUGCAGUUGAUGCCUUACAUUCUGUAAAUGUCAUGCCCGUGUGUCCUAACCGGAUACAGCUUUAUGAUAUCGUUCUUGAUUGUAUCUCGUUGGUCUUCUCAUUCCAUGGAGGAGUUGCCAAUGAAAAUUUGGAUUUGUGGAUCUUGCUCUUAGAUAAGGUGCUCGAACUCGUCUUGAAUAUCGUUACAGACAAGCUGGAAACAGAGGUCGGGAAUUUCGUCAUGCAAUUGUCGUGUUAUUUGUUCGAUCCAUUUGCAAUGUUUUUGAGGGUCCAUCCAACUCGUAAAACUGGUUUUCAAAAUUUCAUCGAUAAGCUUCUUGAGCCCCUACUGCACUUGUUGCAUGUGCUGCAUUCUAGCGCUUGUGCCGUUAAAGGUGGAUGGAUAACAAAGUUAUCGAAGUUAGUGGAGGAAGUUUUAGCUCAGGGGCUGUUCCACCCAACUCAUGUUGAUGGGUUUCUAAGUUUACAGAGUACUGCAAGAUACAAAAAUUAUUCUGAUGCAGCUGUGAAGGAUGAAAAGUUUGUUAAUAAAAGUUAUCAUAGGCAUCUGUUUGAUAAACUAGAGAAGGUAGUUGAUAAGAAGAAUGGUUUGGCUUUAGUUGGUCUAGGAGAGUUGCUUCACUUGUUUGUUACUUGUGCUACAAGGCAUAAAGGAGCUUUAGUCAGUGGAGGAAGUUCCAGCCAAUUGGGUCAUAUUUCCCAUGUCAGAGUUGUGAAUUCAGAAAAGGCUCCUGUAUGCCAUAGCAUGGAUGCAGAAUUGAGAAAUUCUAUAUUUGAUUAUUUCGUACAAAAUUUGCAAUAUCUACUAGUAGAUCUUGAUAAAAGUCCUCGAGCUGAUGGAGAAGUAUCCGUGUUACUUAAUGCUUCUGUUACACUGAGAUCCAUUAAUAACUUACUUGAUAGCUGCAUUUGUGAUAAGUUAUAUCUAAGAACAGAUGAUACCUCAGAAGGGGCUUCCCGAAAUUUUUUGAGGUCUGCCUAUUCUACCCUCAUGGCAUUCGCUGCCAAAAUUUCCCAUAAACAAUCAUCAUCUCCCGACUCGGAUGGAAAUUCGUACAGAGAACUAUUGGUUUCUGUUAGAAAGGAGAUUAUUGUUGCUGUUCAUCAUUUGUUGAAUAUUGAAUAUGAGGUUAUUGGAGAUGACCUGGAGAACUUAUGGUCUAUGGUAUUCUCCUCUAUGUCCUGCUGCUAUAGUUUAACGGAUGUGCUUGGUCAGCCAUUGCUUUCCUCAGAGAUACUGAGACUUGGUUGCAGGUUAAUUGAUCUUUACAGCGAACUUCGUCAGGUGGAUUCUUCCAUAUUUGCACUCCUUAGAGCAGUAAGGCAUUCCCUAUCAUGCAUUAAAGAUGGUGAAGCAUACGCUCCAUCGAGCUCAUGCUCAUUUUAUUCAGGUUCAUUGAGCAUGCUUUUCUGCUCUUUAGAUUUUAGGCUGUCACUCAGCAGUGCUAUUAAUGCUAUACCUGAAGGUCAAGCAUCUGCAUGCAUUUGCCAGUUGAGCUCAGAUAUAAUCGAAUCUCUUGAAUGGAUGAAAUCUGAGCUUCAGCUUGCAGAUGUUGAUACAACUGAAAAGGCAAAUCAACAUAGUUGUUACUCACAGCAGAAUCAUUUGCGAGCAGAAAUCCUGGGUAAGGUGUUGUGUGAAGCAUACGUAAUCAUUCUGGACUCAAUAACAGUAACUUCUGGUAACAGUUAUCUAGUUGCUGUUUCUUUGAAGAAUUUAUUAGAAGUUAUAAGCCCCAGUUUGAGCAGUAGCCUGAUUUCAUUGAAGCCUGAUAGUUCCAAAGAAUUAUCUGAUUCAGUAAAUGGAAGGAAUUCGAACAGGCUCGGGGGAUUUGACAAUGAGUCGAUUUGCUGGGUUUUAAUGGUCUUAUUCCGUCUAGUUUUAUCCUGCAGAAGCUUAUUUCGGCAGGCAAUCGGCCUUAUGCCUCCUAAUGCAUCCAAAAAAAUGUCUAAAGAUUUAGGUGAUUCAUUUACCCCUCACUCUGGGAGAGACUGGUUGAAUAUGAAAGGAUCGGCUGACAAAGGCUUUUUCUCAUGGAUGCCUCAACCUUCAUCAACUCUUCUUGAAGUUAUUUACUCUGUUUCAGAUAUUUGUAUACAGGGUUCCGUUGUGCUUUGCUCACCCUUGGUGUAUGUAUUAAAUGCCAUUUCUCUUCAGAGACUUGUCGACUUAAAUAGGCUGAUUAAGUCUUCUGAGUACAUGCUUCAAUGGAAUCAAGCACGCGAAGAAGAUGCUGAUUUGUCUUCAUAUUACAAGAGAAACAAGAAGUGGAGAAAGUGUGUCGUGAGAAUGAGAAACGAGGCUGAAUCUCUCGUGACAUGCAUGAUGGGAUUUUUUUCAUCCAUUGUUCAGGAUAAAUUAUCGAGUCCCUCGGAUGAUAAUAGUGUAAUAGACUACACUCUUAUCCAAGACCUGCACAAAAGUGAUGCAUUGAGUUUUGCUACAGGAUCUUUAGAUGAAAAAUCGCUGGCAUCUGCAUUGUGGUGGGUCAUUUGCCAGAAUGUUGAUAUUUGGUGCUCACAUGCUGCCAAGAAGGACUUAAAGAAUUUUCUCACACUUGUGAUCCGUAUCUCUAUCUACUCUGGGCAAGAUCAUGAUGAUUGCCACUUUGGAAUGCUUAAAAUGAGCAAGCCUCUGGAGAAGGUCACUGUACAUCAGACUGCACUGGACUUUCUUAGCAACACCAUAUCAUUUGAACAACAGUUCGUUCGCAGGUAUAUGUCAUCAAGGUUCUGUAAGAUUCUCCAGAAGUUAGUGUCAUCAAUAUUUGAUGCGUCUGGAGUCAAUUUGAGCGAGUCACCUAAUUGGGUUGAGGUUAUAUCAGCAUUUGACAGUUCUCCACACACGCAAAUUGGAGCUUUAUCAUGUACAAAACCAACUGUCGAGGUUGAUGAAUCUUGUGUUAAGAAUAUUAAUGCUGAGUUUACUACAUGUGAACGGUUACUUUCUCUUCUAUUGUGGAUGCCAGAAGAAUAUUUUACUCUGAAGUCGUCAUCAAUGUAUAUCACUUACAUUCUCAACCUUGAAAGGCUCCUGGUGGGUAGCUUAUUAGGCUGUAAAAGUGAAUCGUCUUCUCAUAGCCCUCAUCAGAUCUUUCAACUGUUUGUGACCUGUCGACGAGUUCUUCGGACAUUAGCUGUAGCAGCUAACAAAGAAAAUACGAGCUCAAGUAGUCAGCUCCUAAAAUCAUUUCCUCUACCAUGGCUUCUAAAAUCACUGUUGGCAGUAAUUGGUUCGAAAGGUGAAUUUCCAGAAGAUAUUGCUAUUCAAGCUAAAGUUGAAACUUUUUCAUUGUUGGAUCACACGACAAAUCUAUUGACAACAGUAAGUAGAGGUCAAUUUGAGGAGAGACAACUCUUAAAUUGUUACACCGAGGAGUCUGGUUUAUCUGAGGGCAAAGUUCAAUUAAAUACCGAAGAAGAUGUAUGGAGAAGUGUCUUGUUCUUAGCUGAGGCAUUAAAGCAGCACCUGCAAGAAGCCCUUGCCAUGAUCAGAGAUAUGCCUAUUGACAAGAAAGAAGAACAGUUAGCUGGAUUUCGGGAUUUGAGAAAGUUAUCGUCCAUACUUGCUUGUUUUCAGGGACUGUUGUGGGGUCUAAUUUCAUCAGUAACUGACACGAAAGCAGACAAUAGUAAUUUCAAAACAAAAUUUUCAAGUUACAAUGCUGAGCUGAUGGGCGUAAUUAAAUCGUGUGUAGAUACAUUCUUGAAUUUCACGAUGUUCUUCAUAAUAUCUUUGUUUCUUGAGGAUGACCCAUUUGCGUACCAGUCAGCAAAUGAGUUCCCAUCUGAGAAAAUGGUACCUUCGGAUAGUAAAAAUGAACGUAAAAGAGGUCAUCUUAAGAAGAAAUUGUGUCCAUCCUUCCCAGACCUUGAAGCUUUUCUGACCGAGGUUGAAAAGUGGAAACUCUGUCCGAAAAAGCCUUUGUUGAUGCAAGUUUUCAGAGGUGAAAAUGCUGAGGCGGGUUUCUUUCUCAGGCAGCUGUUUAUUGCUUGUUCAGCUAUUCUGAGACUGAAUUUGCAGAUUGACCUUAAGGUAUCUUGGACCCUUUUUCCCACUAUGUUAGACAUUUCUCAAUUUCUCCUCAUGGAGUUCUCAAGAAGUGAAAUGCCUAAUCAGUUUACUUAUUUUUGGUUAGACGGCACUGUGAAAUUUAUCGAAGAGUUAGGUAGUUAUUUCCAACAAUUUGAUCCUUCAUUGUCCAGAGAUUUUUACGAGAGCCUGAUAGGCUUGCACUUGAAGGUCAUUGGAAAGUGCAUCUCGUUACAAGGUAAAGACGCAAAGUUAGUAUCCCAAGAGAUAGGGUCGCGUGCCAAGAAGCUGAAAACCCACAAUCAAUCUUGUUUUUCACUGGGAAUGAGACGAUUGGGCCAAUUAAAGGGGAAAUUGAGGAUUUCAUUCAUAUCAUACAUCAAGAGAUCAUCUGAGUUGCACUUGCUAUCUUCUAUUCAGGCUGUCGAGAGAGCUUUAGUUGGUGUACAGGAAGGACUGAUGAGUAAUUACGAAAUUGUUUGUGGAGUUUCAGAUGAAGCAGAGGUCUCCUCUGUUGUUGCUGCUGGUAUUGAUGUAUUGGAUUUGAUUCUUGAAUUUGUGACAGGGCCAAAACGCCUAAAUAUGGUCAAAAGACACAUUGAGAGCCUAGUUGCAUGUCUUUUCAAUGUCAUCUUGCAUUUGCAGGGUCCGUGUAUUUUCUACGUACCCCCUGAUUCAAUCGAAGCUUAUAAAAAACCUGAUUCCGGUUCGGUUAUUCUCAUGUCUAUUGAAGUACUCACAAGAAUCUCCGGAAAACCCACUCUCUUCCAAAUGGAUGCAUUUCAAAUUGCACAGUCCUUGCGCGUACCUGGAUCACUCUUUCAAUACUUUCUCCAACUUCAGGUAUCUGAAGCUCCUGUUAAAGCUGCACCUUUGACAAAAACUUGCAAUCGAACUGUAGAUCAAAUGUUUUCCGUAGAGCUAUAUGCUGCAUGUUGCCGAAUGCUGUGCAAUGCUCUUAAGCAUCACAAGAGUGAGACUCGACAGUGCAUAGCUUUACUUGAAGAUUCAGUUAGUGUGCUUCUUCACUGCUUGGAGAUUGUAAAUAAAAAUGAUGUUGGUGAAAGAAAGUUUUUUGUAUGGGAAGUAAGAGAGGCAGUAAAAUGCGCCAGUAGCCUCCGAAGAGUGUAUGAAGAGGUACGGCAGCAAAAAGAAGCAUUUGGGCGUUGUUCAUAUCAGGAAGUAGACGAAGCUUUGAAGCCCGGUGUAUAUGCAUUGAUAGACUCAUGCUCACCAGAUGAUCUUCAACUUCUUCAUACUGUAUUUGGAGAGGGUCCUUGCAGAACUACUCUUGCAACACUGCAGCACGACUACAAGAUCAAUUUCCAGUUCGAAGGGAAAGUUUAAUUUCACUCCUAACAUUAUACAAAAGGAUAAAUUCCUUUUCUUUUUUCCCCGUUAGUUCCAUGGCCGUCUGAACUUCAAUAUGGAGCUUGUCAGAUUUUGCCCGUCACCUGUGGAGGGGAUGAACUGAUCAUCAAAUUAAAUUUUUCGUUCAUAAUAUCUUCUGGAGUUCGCCUUUUCUGUUACGAUCUGAAAAAGAGUGUGCAAAAUGCAAACGUUGCCAGUUAGAAAAAGUCUAAGGGUGAGAUGAUUUGAUUGCUACAAAGCCUACACUUCAGGUACAUAUGGUGCUGUUAAAACGAGCUUGGCUCGUUAAGGCUUGAGCUCGAGUUAAUUUAAAGCUUUUUUUUGUUAGUUCUGCUCGAUAAGACUCGAAAAAAGAUUUUUUUAUAUAAUUUUCUAGAGUUCAGAUUGUUAAAGCUCAAGAUCGGCUCGUUAAUAGUGAUAACAAGCCGAGUUCGAGCUCGUUUAUUAACGAGCCGAACUCGGCUCGGCUCGUUUAUCUGCCUUGAUCUACUGGUUAUUGAUCAUUUGAUCCCACUGAAAUAAGGAUAAGUGUUUAACCAGCUAAAGGACAAGGAAAUAUUUUUUUCUCCAAAUAAAUAAGAUCUAUGCAUUGACUAUUUGUUCCCUUAACCUAUCAUGAACUGACACGUGUUUGUAAUAUAGAGGACUUGGAUUGAAAAGGAUAUGAUAAAUAAUUG